AUGGGGUCUCGGGCCGACGGGCCCAAAUAUCUGGGGAACAAAAUUACUGUGACCGACACCUGUCACCCACGUGCAAUCAAACGAUUGAAAUUUAUUUCACAACCCGACCCGGAGCCCCGCCCUCAGGAGUCAGGACCCGACUCCAGCCGGGCCGUGCACCUCCAUCUUCACCCCGCCGCCGCCGUCCUUCCACGGUGCCGUCUCGUGCGCCAGCUUGUCCGCCGCCGUCCUCCUCGGCUCCGACUUGCAUCUCGUCAACGCGAGCGGUCCCAUCGUCGCCGCCGGCAGCGAGCACGACGACCGCGCCGGCUGGAGCAUCUGACGGCGGGUGCCGUCGCUCCUCCCCGACGGCGGGGCCGGGAUCUGCUUCCUAGGCUUCGGGUCGGCGCCGGCGGGCUGCCUGCCCCUGUCCUGAUGGCGUUCGCAGCCGCCGCCGGCGGCGGCGGCGGCUUUGGGCGACCUCCUGACAAAGUCGGCGCCCCGGACCCAGCUUGGGUUCGCACAUCAUCAACAGCAAGCAAUCGGGCAGCACCUGCUUGCUCUGCUCUUCAUCUUCUUCUUCUCUAUUGUUCUCAAGCUCAUUGCUUUUUCCAGCUGUCCGAGUUUUCUUGGUCUAGUAGAGCUUCAAAUGAGGACAUAUUCGACUCGGUCUCUUCUGAUUCUUCAUCUUUAGCAUCAAUUUCUUCUUCUUGUUCAUCGGUGGCCUUAAUUUCUUCUUCUUGUUCCCCACCAACAUUCAAUAAUUUGAAUUUCUCCUCAAAAUUACUUUCCAACUCGUGUCUCACUUCAUUUCGGAUCUCUUCUUCUUCAUCGAUCUUACUCGAAACCUUAGUACAUUGCUCAAAGGCUUCACCUUUAUCCUCAAACACAACUUUCUCAAACACCAAAUCUCCUCCUUCCCAAGAACUAUUCUCUUCAGCUUCAUCUUCAUCAUCAUCUUCAUCUUCUUCAAUAUCAUCGCGAUUUCUAUACUCCAAAUUAGAGUACCUAUUGACAAGCGCCGCCAUUUUUGUCGGAUCUGAUCGACACCUCAUAAGCAAAAGCGCAUUCUUGGGAGAUGCCAGUUCUCCAUCUUUCAUCUUCUUCUUCAACCUCCAAACUCCGCCCUUUAACCUCAAUCCUCCCAUUCCUAACCUCAAUAUCAUCAAACACGUGCCGCCUUCCCGAUUUUCCCUCCUCCUCCUCCGCCGCCGCCUCUCCGCCGCCGGCCGCCGCAAAAAUCUCCCCCCGCCGCCCUCCGCACACCAGACACCUCCUCAUAAAAACCCCACAUCCCCCAAUUUCUUCCCCACCAUUACAAUCACCGUCAUUACAGCAACAACCACUCUUAAAGAUUCGACAUUUAUGACGACGGCAGCCGCCGCCGGCGCAGGGGAACAGCAGGCAGGCGAGCUCCGAUCCGAAGGCGCGCAGGUGGACCCACCUCCGGCUCUUGCGCUCCUCCUGCAGCUGCUCCGCCGCCGUCCUCCGGAAGCUCGCCUCCCCCGUCCGCCGCUGGGAGACGCUCCGGCGGCUGUGGCUACCCCUCCUCUUCGAUUUCACCCUCACCUGCCCGAUGCAGGUCACCUUGGGGGAGGACGGCUCGGGGUUGUCGGCGGGUGGACCGGAGAAGGAGGCGCCGCCGCGGAUGGAGCCGCUGCGGCUGCGGCGGCGGCGGAAGAAGCCGUUCCUGGUGGCGCGUAG
This is a messenger RNA of Striga asiatica, 1683 nucleotides long. Lineage: Eukaryota; Viridiplantae; Streptophyta; Magnoliopsida; Lamiales; Orobanchaceae. The record is from the annotation of a GenBank genome assembly.